Saitoella complicata NRRL Y-17804 is the source of this 1440-nucleotide messenger RNA. RefSeq lists its product as uncharacterized. Gene Ontology annotation, cellular component: lipid droplet. Bases 1 to 1440 code for a protein of 479 amino acids. The record is from RefSeq and is a predicted model, not a curated record. The transcript has 3 exons. Lineage: Eukaryota; Fungi; Ascomycota; Saitoellomycetes; Saitoellales; Saitoellaceae.
AUGCUGCCCAUCGCUGCCCUCUUCGUAGCUACGUUCGAUGUUAGGCAAGGUUACUCGAUAGUCUGGCAGAAGCAUAACUCCGAUCUUGAUUUGAGUGGGGUUGAGUUCUCUGCCUUGCCAAGCGGUUUGCACGCUGUUGAUGAUGAUCUGAUUCACUUCACUCAUCAAGACGGUUAUGUCGGUAUCUCCGCUUUCGCCAGCAUUGCGACAGAUUCUGCGGAGGAGCGGGGUUCCAGAUCCGCAUCUGUUGGGUUACUGGUCAGAGAAAGUCAGGAAGCGAUUGGGACGCUGCAUGAGCAUUCGAGAGCUCUGAAGCACUUAGCCAGAAAGCAUCUCUCCGACCCUUCAGCAGCAUCGACUGAGCUGGAGACGUACUACACCGAGCACGCGAAACGAAAGGAUACCUCAAUCUUAGAGCAGGCAUCCAGGCCAACACCGGACAAUUACCCAUCAGAAGCACUGCGUGACCUGCAGUUAACCUUUGGGCCGCUUCUAUUCCGUCUCUACCGCGCUGCUCUGACUCAACGACGAAUCCUCCUAUCCGGCGACCCACCCGUCCGACGCAUGUGCGAUAUGGUCUACAACAUCCAGCACCUCGCAUCAAUACCUCGCAAAGUUGGUUCACAACUCGAUAUCGCCGUCGACCAAUCUAAACUACUCUUCUGCGUCGGCGUGAGCGACAUCCCCCGACUCGAGGCGCAUCCCUCGCGGCUGGGGAGUGAAGACCGUGAACGGGGUUGGUUGGCGUGUACGACUGACCGGAUCAUAUCAUCAAAACCUCAGCUGUACGACAUCCACGUAAACGUACCAAAACACGAUGCCGAAAUCGUGAAAGCACUUGACCUUUCCAACGGGCAAACACUCAAGCCCUCCCUCCGAGACGUGCGCGUAUACCAACUCAUGCUCCGACACAUGCGUUUCGACCCCCUCUUCGACCGUCGAGAAACGUCCAUCUUCGCCGCAUGGUGGUCUUGGGUCUUAAACUGGUGGCAGGUGAUCCUCUAUACUACGUCGUCUGGCAAGUGGGGGAAGCUGGAACAACCCGACAGUGCCGGUUCAGGAAAACGAUGGGAUGCAUUCGAUGAUAUGGUACCGCUAACGUCUACCAUCUCGCCUUCGCCGAGUUUCUUUUCGGAGACGUCGGGGGAUACGACGAGGAGUGUACAACCCGGUACCCAAGGAACCGAAGAACACGGUCUAAAAGGCUACUUCGAGCGGGUAACAAAACGCGUAUUCAGCAACCUCGCACUCAUUCUAGAAGCAGGGGAAGAGGACAUGACGGGCGCAGUCACGAUCACAUACGACGAUAUGCGAAAUCGAUUCGGGCUGGUACCGGGAUGUAAAGAGGAUCGAGAAUUCUUGUCGAGGUUGGCGGAGAUAUAUUUUGGGAAACGGAUAUCAUUUGAGAGAAAAUGCUGGGAUUUUUUUGUUUGGGUUUAA